Molecule: messenger RNA, 1704 nt
Organism: Rotaria sordida
Lineage: Eukaryota; Metazoa; Rotifera; Eurotatoria; Philodinida; Philodinidae
Source: the annotation of a GenBank genome assembly
AUGACGACUACUAGUCAAACUAGUGAUAGCCUUUAUUCAAAAGAAUCUUUUACGAAUGAUUUCACAGAAAUUGAUGAUUGGCUUGUUUUAUUCAAGGAUGAGAAAGCAUCGUCAACAUUCAACUACAAUUCAAAGCUAAAUGCUGAAAUUCACUUAGCUAUCACUACAGACCCUUCAGAGUAUGCAUCAUCGCUUUGUGAUCAUCUCUUUACGCUUUAUCGCGAUGUGCAACAUCGACCAUUUGUACUUCAAUUUCUUCCAUCAUUCGUCACAGCCUACUAUGAUAUUCUUCAUCAUCCGAAGUCAGUUGAUACUACUACUGAGGAUGUUUGGUCGACAAUUGAUACUUUUCUUGUCGCUCUCUAUAAUCUAAGUGUCCUCGAUGAUGGACAUAAUGAAAAAAUUCAUGAAUUUCGUAUUCCAAAUCUGACUUCACCAUCAAUUUAUCAUACACCGAAUCCUGAUUAUUAUGCACCUACACCACUUACACAACAUGCAAUAUCAAAACAUGAAAAAAAACGUGAAGUUAUUCGUUUACAUUCAUUUACUCCAUUUGAUUCAAUCAAUGCAACAACAAGUGGCGCUACAACACGGAAAGGAGGAUCAAGAAAUCUCGAUUAUAUAGAACAAAUUGUUUGGCUUUUACUUAUUCAAUAUGGUUCAUAUGUAUCAUAUAUGGAUAUAUAUUCUCGACGAUCAUAUUUUGAAAUGUCAAAAAAAUUACUUGGUCAAGGUUUUUCAUUUGAUGAAGAUAUUUCAAACAAAGAAAAAAAUUCUAUUUUACCACCUAAUGGUCGUCGAAUACGUCUAUCAAGUCGAAUAUUAUCAGAAAUCUUAGGAACAUUAUUCUAUUUUAAAGCUAAUUCAUCAGAUAAAGAAGCAUUUGAAUGUAUGCGUUUAUUAAGACAACGUGCUGAAUAUGAAAUGUAUGCUGAUGUAAUUUUAAUGACAGAAUCUAUGAGUUAUUUACAUGAAUUUGAUAAUCAUCAUUUUGAACAACAAGAUCCAAUGGGUAUUGAAAUUGAAUUACCACCAACAAUUGAUAUGGUUAAACAAAAACGUACAGCAACAACAACACGUUCAAUUAAAAAUCGACAACGUUCACAUAAACAUCAUCAUGAAAUUCAACCAGCUAUUAUUGAGAAUGAUUUACCGAAUGAUACAAUAGAACAUUUAACUUUUGUCCCAGCACCAAGUGAUGCAACACCAACAGCAUUAAUACCACCAAUUAAUCAUACAAAUAAAUCAUUAUUUGAAAUACUUGAUGAAAAUACACCAACAAGUGAAUAUCUACGUUCAACAAGUAGAAGAACAUCAACAACAUCAUCAUUAAAUGAACACAAUGAAAAAAAAUCAUUCGAUGAUAAUCAAGAUGUAACAUCAUCAAUGUUAACUAAUAUAUCAUCAUCAAUUGGAUUAGCAGCAUCAAGUUCAUCACCAUCAUCAAUACGUCAUUAUAAACCAUUAUCAUUAACAUCAACACAAACAUAUUUUAAAACAAUACAACAACAACAACAACAACAACGUGUAUCAUCACCAAAUAUACAAAAUGUUCAAACUAUAAUACAUGAUAAUAUUGAUAAUGCUUCUAUUCGACCACGUACAUCAAGUAUGAGACAUGGAGAAAAAAAAGAUGUUGUUGCUACAGUUCGAUUUAUGGGUACGGAUCAAAAUGGAACAAAUGUUAAAGAAACAUAUUUGUAA